Anguilla rostrata (American eel) is the source of this 4194-nucleotide messenger RNA. RefSeq names its product extracellular matrix protein 2, female organ and adipocyte specific (gene ecm2). NCBI's taxonomy places the organism in Eukaryota, Metazoa, Chordata, Actinopteri, Anguilliformes, Anguillidae. Bases 529 to 2913 code for a protein of 794 amino acids. The record is from RefSeq and is a predicted model, not a curated record. Gene Ontology annotation, cellular component: extracellular matrix. Gene Ontology annotation, molecular function: protein binding; heparin binding; collagen V binding. The transcript is spliced from 10 exons. Gene Ontology annotation, biological process: positive regulation of cell-substrate adhesion; extracellular matrix organization.
CCGUCAAAACCCGUGGAGCGGGGAGGCUUUCGGGCCGCUCUUCCUCCCCCUGGCUCGGCCCAGGGGCAGAGAGGACCCGGACGCGCUGCGUGUUUCAGUCCCGGGUUCUCACCCUCUCUGCCUCCCACGCGUCACCCUCGCCAGUCGCCGGUGAUGACACGCGCGGCGGGACCCCCCCCAGCGCGAUCGACACAGCGCCCGAAGCGCGCAGCGCCCAAAGUGCGCGCCGCCUUGUAAUUACGGCCGAGGAGAUCACUCCUCUUCCCCGCAACAGCGUCCUGUAACUGCCCUCCUCUGGUACUGCGGUGCUCUCCGACACCAGAGGCCAGCUUCGGCUCAGCCCAGCUAGCGCGCUCAUCUGUGUAAAGCAUUUGUCAGCCCAGCAGCCCAGCAGGCUGCACGCCGCUCUCCCCAGCCGCUGGCUCUCCCACACAACUCGGGAAAGAGCAGAAAUAUUUGGCUAUACACGCUGUCUGCGACCCCGCCGCACUCCGCACCUCCCCAGGCAAACCGCCCCCCCACCCCGAAAUGAAGGCAGGAGUCAUACUUACUCUAGCCCUGCUCCUCCACCUGGGCCUCGGACUCGCCCAGGAGGUAGAGAGGGGGAAGAGGAGAAGAGGAGGACAGAAGAGAGGGAGGAACAGGUCCAUGAGGCAGAAUUCGGACGUGCUGGCCCGGCUGAGGAGCGUUCCCGUGGACAACGGCGACGACGGCGUGUCCGUGUUCAUCGAGUCUUACAGGAACGUCAACGAGCUGGAGUCCAACUACAACGUCAUACCGGGAAGGAAGGGGCAGUGUCUGUACCAGGGCAUCACCAUGUUUGACAGGGCCGUCUGGUCCCCCAAGCCCUGCCUCACCUGCCUGUGCUCCGAAGGGCGGGUGGCCUGUGACGAGGUCACCUGCCCACGACUGCGCUGCCAGCAUACCGCCAUCCCACCUGGAGAGUGCUGCCCGGCCUGCAGUGACCCCGUCCCUGAUGCCCCUGAACUCUCUGGCGAUUUCUCAGAGCUCAACGACCCCAGCGAGCAGGCCCCGGCCGUCCCACACACCCAGGAGCACAUCGACCAGCUGCUGAGGAGGGAAGAGCAGGUCCACCGGGAGGAAGAGGAGCGUGCGCGCCAGCAGGACGCCGAGCGCAGGAGGAAGAGGAGGCAGAAGAAGCUGCAGGCCAAGAAGCAGAAGGAGCUCUUUGAGGAGAGGAGGCGCGAGGAGGAGGCGCUGCAGAAGAUGGAGAAGGAGGAAGAGGAGAAGAGGCGCGAGGAGCAGCGGAGGCGCGAGGAAGAGGCGGCGGCGGUGGAGAGGGCGAGGAAGCAGAGGAUGGAGGAGGAGAGGAGGCUGGAGGAGGACAGGAGGAGGAGGCUGGAGAUGGAGAGGAGGCAGCUGCUGAGGGUGCUGGAGGAGGACUGGGAAGGAGUGGGGGAGGACAUCGAGCGGGAGUGGGAGGGAGGCGAGAGAGAGUUGGAAGGAGGAGAGAGAGAGUGGGAAGCAGGAGAGAGAGGGUGGGAAGGAGGAGAGAGAGAGUGGGAAGGAGGUGAGAGAGAGUGGGAAGGAGGUGAGAGAGAGUGGGAGGGACGAGAGAGGGAGUUGGAGGGACUGGAGAGAGAGUGGGAGGAGAGAGAAGAUUAUGAGGUGGGGUCAGAGGAGGAAAUCUGGCUGAGAGGAGAUGUUUUUGAAAUGCCACGGCGGCGCACCUCCCCAGGGGAGGCCGCACCCCUCCCUGCUCCUCGGGUUGAGGAACCCAACCACCUCAACCCCUCCCUCCCCCCCGGUUGCGUCAUCUCCGACGUCACAGUAACCUGCAAGAACGCCCACUUCACCAACAUCCCACCGCUGUCCAUCCCCCAACUCAAGGCUCUGAGCCUAGAAGGGAAUGAUAUCACCACGGUUCCAGAAGGGGCCUUCAACGGCCUCCCCAACUUGGAGUGGAUCAACCUCAGCAAGAACAAACUCACUUCAUCCGGCAUCCACCCGCAAGUGUUCAAAGGUCUGAAGUUCCUGACACGCCUGUACAUGGAUGGAAACCUCCUGGAGUUCAUUCCCUCAGAGCUGCCCCCCAGCUUACAGGAGCUGAAGAUCAAUGAAAACAACCUUCGAGGCAUUAAUGAGAACAGCAUGCAAAAUCUGAAGAACCUCAUCACAUUGGAGUUGGAAGGGAAUAUGCUGAGUGAGGGAAACGUGGCUCCCUCAGCCUUCCUGCCCCUCGCGCAGCUGUCCUACCUGCGACUGGGAAGAAACCACUUCCGCACCAUUCCACAGGGCCUCCCCGCAUCUCUGCAGGAACUCCAUCUUGAAAACAAUGUCAUUGAAGAAAUAUCAGAAACUGUCUUCAAUCACUCAAGAAACCUGAAUAUUGUUGUCCUAAGGCACAAUCGGCUAGAUGAGACUAGGAUUGCUCCUUUGGCCUGGAUCAAUCACAAGCACCUGGAGUCCAUAGACCUCUCACACAACAAGCUUUACCACGUUCCAUCGUUCCUGCCAAGAUCCCUGGUCCACCUGGUUCUUGUUGGCAACCAAAUAGAGAGGAUUCCAGGCUACGUGUUUGCCCACAUGGAUCCUGGCAUCGAGUACCUGUACCUCUCCUUCAACAAGUUGGACAGCGAAGGGGUGGACCCGGUGUCCUUUUUUGGGUCCUUCCGCUCCUUGUCAGAGCUGUUUCUAGACCACAACCAGCUCACCACCGUGCCGCUCUCCAUCAGAGAGAUGAAGUCUCUGAGAUUCCUUAGGCUCAAUGACAACAACAUAGGGAGCAUUGCAGAAGAUGCGUUCUGCGACCCUUCGAGUGAAGAAGACUCGAGCCUUAUGACACUGCGUCUGGAGAACAACGUCAUCGACACCAGGAAAAUUUCACCCACUGCCUUCUCCUGCAUACACUCUUACUUGAGCAUCGUUUUGAAACCUCAGAAGACCAAUUAGCGCCUUUAUUUCGCUCUGUUCUUACCGCAGGCCGAUGAAAACAAAAAUAAGCCUGUUCCCCCUAAGCAGGCGACCACUACAUCCAAGAAAAACCAGAACAAAGCCAUUCUGAUUUUCUCAUGUUGAGUUGGCUAUAAAAUAAGAAUGUACCAGACUAUUUUAUAAGAUUAAUUUGUGUAUUAACUCCCUCUGAUUAUGACAGGCUUCUAUGGCUCCCAUUUUUCUUCAUCAAAACCUUUAUAUAAAAGGACAUAAGUUAAUUUGCAUAUGAACCUUUGACAAAAUGUUCUCCAUUAUGACACUUCGUAGUUAUGUAUUUAAUAAUCUGAGAGAUAAAUCUUAUAGUAAGAUCAUUUUUCCCUAUUUUUGCACUAUGGAGAGCCAUUUAUUUGAAAUACAUCUCCAAAUACAUUCUCAUUCUUCAAACAUUGUUGGUCAUAUAUUAGCUUAUACUGUUCACAUUUUUAAUCAGAAGCACAGAGAACAUGAACCAGGAAUCUGGAUUUCUUCCUAGAGCGAGUAACAUGCCCACAGUUGCUUUUAUUACACGACUCAUAUUCAGAUGAUUCCUUACAGGGAAAAGAUGGGGCCACUUUGUUAGGAGAAAAAUGGAGAAGGGUCUCGUUAUGCAUGUUUGUUUACAGAACACUACUGAAAUUUGGGUUUAAACAGUACUGAUUUUGGUCACUAGUUAAAUGUGCAACUGAUACGUAGAUUAAAGUACCUUUGCAUAGGUUAUCGCAGUACUUAACAGCACAACAUCAACAGACAAACCAAGGAAAUGUAACUUUCCGUGGCCUAACUGGUAUUACUUAUUGGUAUUAAAAAUGAGAGUGGUAUUGAGCUUGUUUUGACAUAUUAAUGGUAGUAGUGAAGAAGAUGGGACAGCAUUCACCGCAAGUUUUCUGGGUAAUAAUUACCUAUUUCAAAUGACUCUGCCUCCAAGCCAUACCCAUUGUAAAUCAACCUAAAUUCAAAUGCAAGUGCAAAUGUAGAUGCAAGUGCAAAUAUGCUACAAUCAUCAAUAUUUGUAUUUUCACAAAUGUUAUUUUUGUUACAACUGACACUUGUUAAACUAUGUGUUGUUGAUGUCUGUAUUUCUUUACUAUGCAUAUUUUGCUGCCACAUAUUACGAGUGGGGAUAACCCUUUUGUACUGCAAUGUCACAUAUGUAUUUUAAAAACAAACAAAUGUACGGGAUAGCUACCAUAGUUUAAUUAUUCAAACCGUACUGAUGUCAAAGUCUGAACUAAACAACCAAAUAAAAAAGAAUUAAACCAA